AUGAUUCUGGUCAGUUUAAGUUUUGUGUUGAAAAGUAAAAGUUUUAUGGAGCAAACUCUGUGGAAGAAAAUUAUUGAAAAAGGAAAGUUCAAUAAAUUUCGUAGCUUCAUAAACUUUGUGAUCAUUACAAGAAUGAACAUUUUUUGCCUAAUUUGUUGCGAACCUUAUAUAAAAUCUGAGGAUAUUGUGUCCAGACCAUGUGGACACGUUUUUCAUCGAAAUUGUAUAGAGCAUUGGUUCAGAACUCAACAGAGUUGUCCAAAAUGUCGCGCUGCAAUAAAUACUCAAAAUUUCAUUCAAUUGUUUUUUGAUGUUGAUGAAACUAAAAGAGAUUUUCAGAAAGAUAUUGAGCAGCACAAAAAAGUGAUUGCUGACUUGAAAGAGCAAUUAACUAAUCAUAUUGAGAUAAAUAAAAUGCAUAUGGUACACAUGAAAAGCUAUGAAGGACGAAUAGAUUUAAUGAAGGAGGAAAACGCUUGUCAACGUGAGCAGAUCCUAUGUAAUGAAGAGCAAAUUCAGUCAAUGAAGUUGGAGAAUUCUGAUUUGAAAAAACAAUUAUCCAAUCAUAUUGAAAUGAAUAAAAUGCAUAUGUCACAAAUGAAAAUUUCUGAAAGACGAAUAAAUUCAAUGAAGGAGGAAAACGCUUGUCAACGCGAACAAAUAAUGGAAUUGUUGAAAGGAGAACUGAGAAAUUUGCAUGAAAAUAAUAAAAAACUUGAACAAGAACAGCAAAACGCUUUCAGAAUAAUUGCCCAUUUGGAAGGAAGAAUGAAUGAAAAGCAGGAAAAAAUUACAGAAUGUGAACAAAAGAUCGAAAAAAACAAAUUGAAUGACAACGCAAAUGAUUGUCAAAGCGAGACAGAAAUUACAACGGUCAUGAAAGUUGGAACUUAAGAGUUUUGUACACGUAUCCAACGUCUCUCAAGUACCAAUCUCACAUUUUCUUUAUAAUGUUAUCAUCAUGUUUAGAGAUUUCAAUUUUGUUUGUUUGUUAUCUUUUUUGUUAUUACUGUUUUUUAUUAAUUUUAUUUUUUAAUAUUCUUUGGAAAUAGCAAAAGUUUAGGGUUAUUUCUAUCUUUCAAUUUGUUCUAAUUAUCUUCAUUCAUUAAAGCCAUUAAAUAAGGUUCAUUCAUAAAUAAUUCGAAUUUAUUAUCAAAAUUAUUUAUAAGAUGAAAGGACGACCUUCCUGCAUUCUUAUGAUGACGAUGAGUAAUAAAAACAUCGUUCAAAUAU
Messenger RNA from Clunio marinus, 1233 nucleotides. The record is from the annotation of a GenBank genome assembly. NCBI's taxonomy places the organism in Eukaryota, Metazoa, Arthropoda, Insecta, Diptera, Chironomidae.